Rotaria sp. Silwood1 is the source of this 738-nucleotide messenger RNA. NCBI's taxonomy places the organism in Eukaryota, Metazoa, Rotifera, Eurotatoria, Philodinida, Philodinidae. The record is from the annotation of a GenBank genome assembly.
AUGGUAAAUUUUUUUCAGAUUUUAAUUCAUAAUAAUAAAUCAUCAUUAUCUCAAUUAUCUUAUAUAUGGAUGUCAUUUGGAGCACUGAUGUUUUUCUCAUCGUUUCUUUUUCUCGAUUGGAAAUUUCCAAUAUUAAAUCUUGGAUAUACAUUCGAUACAAAAUUAGAACAAACUAAAACGACACCAGUAGAUGAAGUGCAGAUUAAAACAAAAUGGUAUGAAAAAAUUUAUCGACGUAUUGGACUUUGGGAACAUUUAACAAAUCCUUUAUAUAUUUUGGUGGUUCUUUACUUAAGCUUUUUAUUAAUGCCAAAUAUUCUUUUAUCAGUCACUUGGUAUCCAUGGGUUUAUUAUAUCAAUCAUAAUGAUAAAACAAUAAGUGAUAAGUAUACAUUUGCAUUCAAUAUGGCAUCAUUAUCUCAUAUUGCUCUUUGUCCGAUUGUUGGUUUUCUUCUUUCAUUUCGGGCAAGUCGAAGUACUUUUCCAUCUGCAUAUAUUGGUCGAUUGAUUGGUGUUAUGUGGACAGCAGCAGGAGCGAUCACUUGCAUGCAAUAUGGACUCACUCACUUAACAACAGAUGUACCUGAAUCGUGGAGAGCAUGGGUCAUCGUUUUGGCAUUAAUUGUAUUGAUGUCAUGUCAUUUGGUUCAAAUAUGGUAUAUUACUAUUAAAAAAUUUCGAGAACAUCCACCCAAAGUCAAUGAAGUUCAAGCUGAUGCUAUGAUUACUUGGUUUUAG